AUGUCUGCUGGGUCAGGAGGAGGACUUGGAGCCACAGGAGGCACACCAGCUCCAGGAUCAGAAGGCGAUGGUGGUGCUGGCAGUUUGAUAGAGGGGUCUGGAAGCUCUGGAGGAGAAGGAGGUACUGGUGUAGCUGGCAGACCGGUGGGUGCAGGACGUGAUGGAGAUGGCUUGACUGGAACAGGAAUCCCAAUCAUUGGAGCAAAACCAGGUUCCACAGGAGCUGCCCCUGUUGGUGGUGGAGUUGUGCAACCAAGCGUUGGGACAGGUGUUGGUGGUACAGGACUUCCCUCUGGAGGUUCUGGUGGUGAUCUUUCAAGUGGGGCAAUGCCUGGAGCCAAACCUCUCAAACCCCCAGGUGUCCCCCGAGGGGACACGCCAGGUGAAGGAGACGGAGAGGAAGGUCCUGAUGGAGAGAGAGGCAGUAUAGGAGGCACUGGUGGAGGACCUGGAGGAGUAGGAGCGAGUCCCACCAGUGCAGGAACAGCAGGAGGUGUUUCAGGUGGCGUAACAGGCACAGGAAGAGGAGACAGUCCUGCUACUGGAACUAGAGUUGGGCCAGAAGGUGCAGUUGGUGCAGUAGGAGGAACACCAAAACCACCUGUAGUAGUGAAUGGAAUGGCAGGAGUAGGCCCUGGAAUGGGAGGAGUUGGAGGAGGUCCUAGAGGAGCAGGCUUGGCACCAGGGGCUGGUGGGCCUGGUGGAAUAGGAACAGGAGCCACUAAACCAGGAAAAAGUUAUGGAGCUGGUGGAUUUGGAGUUUUACCAGGUGGAGGCAUUCGUUACCCGACUGGAGCUGGAGUAGGACAGGGGGCUGGAAAAUCAGGCAAAGUGUAUGGAACCCUCGGAGCAGGAGGCCAAGGUGGGCUUGGGCCUGGUGGUUAUGGAGCUGGUCCAGGAGGUUAUGGUGCAGGACCCGGGGGUUACGGAGCUGGCCCAGGUGGCUAUGGAGCUGGGCCUGGUGGAUAUGGAACUGGACCUGGAGGCUAUGGAGGCAGAGGCAUUGGUGGUGGUCCUGGUGGUGCUGGAGCUCUCGGUGUGGGAGGGGUUGGAACUGGUGCUGGAGGUUUGGGGGGAGGCAUAGGAGCUGGCCCUGGUGGUGUCGGAGGUGGACUUGGGGGAUAUGGUGGUGGACUUGGUCCAGGUGGGUCAAGAUACAGCACAGGUCCAGGACUGGGUACUGGCGCUGGCAAACCACCAAAAAGUUAUGGAGCAGGAGCUGGUGGUGCUGGGGUUGGGCCUGGUGGCUACGGGGUUGGACCAGGUGGAGUUGGUUCUGGACCAGGUGGAGUUGGUUCUGGACCAGGUGGAGUUGGUUCUGGACCAGGUGGCUUUGGUCCUGGCAGUGCUGGUGUUGGAAGCUAUGGACCUGGUGGCACAAGACCAAUUCCUGGCAUUUACACUGCUGGAGGUCAAGGACUAGGGACAAGAAAGCCACCCAAAUCAGGCUAUGGAUCCUCAUUGGGUGGAGCUGGCUAUGGGCAAGGGAUUGGGCCUGGUGGAACAGGUACUGGACCUGGCAGAUAUGGACCAGGUGGUUUUGGGCCUGCAGGCCUUGGACCAGGUGGUGCUGGUACAGGAACAGGAGGCUUUGGACCAGGUGGUGCUGGUACAGGAACAGGAGGCUUCGGACCAGGUGGCGCUAGCACAGGCGCAGGAGGCUUCGGACCAGGUGGUGCUGGUACGGGAGCAGGAGGCUUUGGACCAGGUGGUGCUGGCACAGGAACAGGAGGCUUUGGACCAGGUGGUGCUGGUAUAAGCACAGGAGGCUUCGGACCAGGUGGUGCUGGUACGGGAGCAGGAGGCUUUGGACCAGGUGGUGCUGGCACAGGAACAGGAGGCUUCGGACCAGGUGGUGCUGGCACAGGCACAGGAGGAUUCGGACCAGGGGGGCAAGGAUUGGGAAAAAGAAAACCUAAAUCCGGUUAUGGUGGAGCUGGGUAUGGAUCAGCAGGAGGAUUAGGAGGAGGUACAGGAGGUGGUCCUGGUGGAGUUGGAGUUAGGCCAGGUGGCUAUGGCCCAGGAGGUGCCGGAACUGGUGGCUAUGGCCCAGGAGGUGCUGGAACUGGUGGCUAUGGUCCAGGAGGUGCUGGAACUGGUGGCUAUGGCCCAGGAGGUGCUGGAACUGGUGGCUAUGGCCCAGGAAGUGCUGGAACAGGGCCAGGAGGUUUUAGACCUGGUGGUGUGGGUGGAUUUGGACCUAGUGGUCAAGCACUUGGGCAAAGGAAGCCUCCUAAAUCAGGUUUUGGAUCGUCAUUGGGAGGAACUGGCUAUGGACCAGGUGGUGGAGCAGGGGGGCUUCCAGGCACAGGAACAGGAGGCAUCAUUGGAGGCUCAGGUUCUGCAGCAGGAGGAGCAGGAGGGGCAGGAGGUCCUGUAGGAACAGGUCAGGGAGUAGGAGGAGGUGCAGGUGGCUUACCAGGGGGUGUUGGCCCUGGCUUUGGUGGGUUGGCUGGUGGAAGCUAUCCAGGAUAUACAGGGGCCGGGCAAAAAUCCAAGGCACAGAAGGCAGCCAAAUAUGCAGCCAUGCAGGCCCUACUAGGAGCCGGAGGCUACAGAGGCACUGGCUGUCAGGGUAAAUACUGUGGCCGAAGGAGGAAGUGAGAGACCAACAGACAGGAAGUGACCUCAUUAAAACAACAGUGGUGCUAUUGCAUUGAUCACAGAUUGUAAAUGUCUUACCUGCCAUGGGAGCUAAAGCUUCAACACAUUCCACAUGUUACACUUUUCAUUUGCUUAGAUUUUAUACAAGGGUCUCUUUCAAAAAGAGCAGUGGUUCUCAGCCUGGUAGGGUCAUGAUUCUUUGAAACAAGGUAAUGCCUCUGUUGCAGGGUUGUGGGCAAA
Messenger RNA from Plectropomus leopardus (leopard coralgrouper), 2844 nucleotides. The record is from RefSeq and is a predicted model, not a curated record. NCBI's taxonomy places the organism in Eukaryota, Metazoa, Chordata, Actinopteri, Perciformes, Serranidae.